Messenger RNA from Aspergillus nomiae NRRL 13137, 1596 nucleotides. RefSeq names its product putative translation elongation factor eEF-1 subunit gamma. The coding region runs from base 25 to 1257 and encodes 410 amino acids. The transcript is spliced from 3 exons. The record is from RefSeq and is a predicted model, not a curated record. Lineage: Eukaryota; Fungi; Ascomycota; Eurotiomycetes; Eurotiales; Aspergillaceae. Gene Ontology annotation, molecular function: translation elongation factor activity. Gene Ontology annotation, cellular component: nucleus; cytoplasm. Gene Ontology annotation, biological process: translational elongation.
CUUCCAUAGACAAAAGCUUUCACAAUGGCCUUCGGAAAGAUUUACGGUCAGCCUAACAACGGUCGCACCAUCGCUGCCCUCGUCGCGGCUAAGGCCAACGACGUUGAGGUCGAGCUGGUUGAGACUGAGGCUAACGCCAACGCCGAGUUCAACAAGUCUGCUGAGUACCUCAAGCUCAGCCCCCUCGGCAAGGUCCCUGCUUUCGAGGGUGCCAAUGGCUACACUCUCUCCGAGUCCAUUGCCAUUGCUGUCUACCUGACCUCCCAGAAUGAGAAGACCACCCUCUUGGGUAAGACCAAGCAGGACUACGCUUCCAUCCUCCGCUGGUUGUCCUUUGUCAACUUCGAAGUUCUCCCCCGCUUCGGCGCUUGGUACCGUCCCCUCUUGGGCUUGGACGGCUACAACAAGAAGAAUGUUGAGGAAGCUUCCAAGGUUGCUCUGAAGAACAUCUCCGUUUUGGAGAAGCACCUCAUUGCCAACACCUACCUCGUUGGCGAGCGUAUCACCCUGGCUGAUAUCUUCGCUGCCUCUGUCCUCACCCGUGCCUUCGCCACUGUUUUGGACAAGCAGUUCCGUUCUGAGAACCCUGCUGUCGCUCGUUGGUACCAGACCAUCGUCAACCAGCCCUACUUCAAGGCUGUUGUUGAGAACCCCGUUCUUGUUGAUGAGGUCAUCAAGUACACCCCUCCCAAGAAGGAGGAGAAGCCCAAGAAGGAGGCUGCUCCUGCUGCUGCUGCCGAGCCCAAGCCUGAGGGUGAGCAGAAGAAGCCCAAGCACCCCCUUGAGGCUCUCGGCAAGCCCGAAUUCAUUCUUGAUGAGCUUAAGCGUACCUACUCUAACGAGGACACCCGUCCCGUUGCUCUCCCUUGGUUCUGGAAGAACUUGAAGUCUGACGAGUACUCCCUGUGGAAGGUUGACUACAAGUACAACGAGGAGCUCAAGCUCACCUUCAUGGCCAACAACCUGAUUGGUGGUUUCCACGCUCGUCUUGAGGCUUCCCGCAAGUACUUGUUCGGUGCCCAGUCUGUCUACGGUACCAACUACAACUGUAUCAUCCGCGGUGUCUUCCUGGUCCGUGGCCAGGAGUUCAAGCCCGCCUUCGAUGUCGCCCCCGACUGGGAGAGCUACGACUUCGUGAAGCUUGAUCCCUCCAAGGAGGAGGACCGCAAGUAUGUUGAUGACAUGUGGGCUUGGGAUGUUCCUGUCGUCGUCGACGGCAAGGAGUACCCCUGGGCUGAUGGCCACGUCUUCAAAUAAGCUAGUGCAUUAGGUCCCGUGGCAAACUCAUGAUGUUACGUCCUAAAUUUCUGGUUGUUGAGUGGCCUUCCUCAUAUUCGGCCUGAAAAAAUUUCACUUCACUUUAUACCCUAGGGUUGGAGAGUACUACGCCGCUGCACGCCUUGUGGUUCAGGUUUUCUGCAUUGUGCCACCCGUACAGCUCUCUGCCCGAUCCAAAUCCCGUCUAAUGUCCACCCUGUCCAUGACGGUUAACGCUUUCUGAAAAAAAACUAUUUGAUCAUGUCACGCUUACGAAUUGAGAUGCCGGAUGAUGCAGUAGCUACUAUUUUAGCACUGAAUAGCACUUUGUGCCCACUC